UUUUGCUUUGUGUUUUUGGCAUAUCGUUAUAAACAAAACAACAUGGCGAAUAUACAGGAAAAAAUUGAUACAAUCAAUGAAGAAUUAGAAAAAUUACGAUUACCACAUAAAUUAAAACAAUAUCGUUAUUAUGCAGAAUGUUUAGAACAAUUGAAAAUAUUGAUAUCAUCAUCGACAACAACAACAGAAUCACAAAAAUCAAUAAUGAUUGAACAAAUUGAUCAACUUUUUACAAAACUUGACAAAACAGUUAUAUGUGGUGUUGAUCAAUGUUUUGUUUGUGGUACAAGUAAUCAAAGAAUAAAUUCUUCGAAAUUUUCAUCAAAACAAAAACAUCAACAAAUUGAUAAACAAAAACAAUCAAAUCAACGACAACAACAACAAACUAAUGAUCAUAAUAAUAAUGAAAUUCAUCAAAAUCAUCAACAGAAUGGGCAUAAGCAUGAUCAUCAUUCGAAUGAUGAUGAUGAUAAUGAUCAAUCGAAUCAAAGUGAUCGAUUAUUACAAACAAUGCGUGAAAAACUUCGAAAUACAUCAUCAUCAUCAUCGCCAAUUCCGAAAAUUGUUGAAACAAAAAUGAUUGAAAAUGAAUUGAAAAAAACGGAAAAACAUACCGAACAAGAAUCCAAUGAAAUCGUUAAUAAUAAAGAUGAUAAUGUUGUUGUUGAUGAUAAAGUUGUAAAGAAUGUUGUAAAGAAUGUUGUAAAGAAUGUUGUAAAACAAUGUGAUGAUUAUAUCAAUAAUGAAACGGUGAUAAAUACAAAACAUGAUGAACAAAUCGAUAAUCAUAAUGACGAUGGCCAAAAAUCAAUAAUCAAUGAUGCUAAACAGAAUUAUCAUAAUGAUAAUGAUAAAACAAAAACAAUAGCCAUUGUUAUUGAUAAUAAAGAUUUAUCGCCAUCUAAUGAUCAAAAUGGAAAGCAAAAUUCAAAUAUUUUAUCAUCGCUAUCAUCAACAAUAUUGAUGACACCAAGACCAUUUCAUAAACAACCAAUAUCGUCAUCAAUUACUGGAUCAUGUGGAAAUAGUAUCAUCCAUAAUAAUAAUGAUAAUCAUCAUCAUUCAAUCAUUUCGGGUCGUUCACCACCAAUUAUAAGUAGCUAUAAAGCAUAUAAAGAUUUUAUUAAUAAUUAUACAACAGCUACGGCUUCAACGACUGCUGCUGCUAAUCAAAUGGUACGGCCACCGGUUUCAAUGUUCGGUAUUGAUGGUCGUUAUGCUACCGCUUUGUAUUCAGCUGCAUCGAAAAAAGGAAAAUUACAACAAGUUGAUCAAAAUCUAAAAAUGUUGUUACAACUUAAUGAAAAAGAUGUUAGAUUUCGUGAAUUUCUUAUGAAUCCAUUGAUUAAACCGGCUCAAAAAAGGGAAAUCCUAAGCAAAUCACUUCAAGCUACAUUGAAUCUAGAUGAAUUGACCAUUAAUUUGUUGACAGUGUUGGCCGAAAAUAGUCGUAUGAAAUUUUUACCAUUAGUAGCACGUGCAUUCAACAAAACAAUGGCCUUUUCACGUGGUGAAGUUAAUGUUACAAUUACGGCCGCAUCACCAUUCGAUGCUGAAUCGAAAAAAGCAUUGGAUGAAAUUUUACAAAAUUUUGCUCCAGGUAAAAAAUUAAUUGUCAGUGUAAAGAUUGAUAAAAGCAUUCUUGGUGGUUUGAUUGUCGAUUUUGAUGGUGAACAUUAUGUCGAUAUGUCAAUUAAACGUAAAUUUAAUCAAUAUUCGAAUAUAUUGAAAAUGCCAUUGUAAUUGAUUAUAGAAAAAUUAAUGAAAUUUAGUUUUUUUUUGUGUUUCAACAACAACAACAAAGUAAUAAUAAUAA
Molecule: messenger RNA, 1816 nt
Organism: Dermatophagoides pteronyssinus (European house dust mite)
Lineage: Eukaryota; Metazoa; Arthropoda; Arachnida; Sarcoptiformes; Pyroglyphidae
Gene: ATPsynO
Product: ATP synthase subunit O, mitochondrial
Biological process (GO): proton motive force-driven ATP synthesis
Molecular function (GO): proton-transporting ATP synthase activity, rotational mechanism
Source: RefSeq, a predicted model, not a curated record